This is a messenger RNA of Lytechinus pictus (painted urchin), 8001 nucleotides long. RefSeq lists its product as uncharacterized. The transcript has 5 exons. The annotation marks the transcript as partial. The record is from RefSeq and is a predicted model, not a curated record. NCBI's taxonomy places the organism in Eukaryota, Metazoa, Echinodermata, Echinoidea, Temnopleuroida, Toxopneustidae.
AUACCUUACAGUAAGCUGUCAUUAGACGAUAUCAGCAAACCCAAAGACUACAAGCACAUCUUCCAUGUAGGGGUCGACGGAAAGGUCGAAGGUGACCCAACGUUUGGGGGUGACUAUCGUAAUAUACCAAAGACAGAAGAGGAGGAGGAGUCCAGCCCGUCAAGAUCAUCAUCAACGUCGGGGAGAUCCGAUUCAAAAACCUCCACACCUUCAAAAUCACCAAACAAGUCAAAAAAGAACAACAAGAAGAACAUUUCCGGACCUGUUAUUGAACUCUCAAAAGACACUAUCCUUCCACCACCAAACGGUUUUGAAUCCGGUUCAACGGUAAAUGUACCGGAUGUGGUACCAUCUGUAACGCAGCAGGUGUCGAGUGCGCCACCACCAAUUCCUGAGCAGCUACCGAAGAAGGCGCCGAUUGCAAGUGCGCCACCGCCGAUCCCGGCGCAGCCACCACAGAAGGCCCCGAUAGCAGUGCUCGCGGAACCCGAGAUCACGUAUACCAACGGUACCAGAUCAAAUCACAGAGGAGACUCGUAUGGAGAUAAAAAAGAUGGCGAUUUGUCAUCAUUUGAGAUGGGAUCCCUCCUCGAUGAUAUGAUGUCUGUCUGGGACUCUGCAAAACUCAACCUUGGUUUCAGUGACGCCUUAGACCCCACCCCUGAGGAAUCAGAAGACAUCAUGGAGGAAGAGGACUCCCUUUUGGAAGGUGAGGAAAAUGCGCUUUGUAACGGCAAUACUAGUUUGUCACCUCCCACUCUCAGUGUAGGCACGGUGAACCCGAUGGCGGUGGAAGAGGUCAUGACCAACGGUAUGGCGGAAGCGGAGGAGAAGGAAGAGGUAAAGACUGUGAGUGAAGAUCAGGAGGAAUCGGAGCUUGGCGCAGUAGGCGGGGCUAGUGCUUCCGGGGUUUCGGCGGGGAUGUCGACCAUGGGUAAAAGUUCAGAGGGGAGUAUUCUAUCAGGGAAUAUCAUCAUCAAGGAUAGCAUGACCAAACCAACAAAGACAUUCCGCAAGGUUCCGCGUCAGACGCCCGAUGAAAACGGGGAAGCGGGUGAUGGUGUAGCUAAGCCGGAAAAUCGGCCGCAGGAACAAAGUCAGGCUCCAAGGAGCAGACCGGGUAGGGAUAUGAACCUUGCUAGGCAGAUGUCACGAGAAAAGCGCUGGGAUAAUGAAUUUAAGCGAUUGUCAUCAUCCCCUAAAGACAAGUCUUCUGAUAAUGAAUACAUUGACACUGAAACAAUGAAUAAAAAGGUUGAUACAUCAAGCGAGGAAUAUGAAGAAUUGGCCUUGGCUUCUUCUCCACAGCCUUAUACUCUGAGGGACAGUGUACUGGACAGUGCUAACGUUAUGAGAGUGCCACGUUACGCUGAUGUCUCACGCAGCGUCAGUCUGCGUACCACUAGACCGGGAGCGGACAGUCCCGACUCGCGCGUUGAAGUUGAACUGAAUAGAAGUCAGAGUCUUCGGGAACCACCCGUAUCUCCAUUAGGUCAGCAAGCUUAUAACAGUCUCAUUGGUGGGGAUAUAUCAGGUAAUAUGUGUAGAACGCGUCCUGAAGUACCGGAGAGGAAACCACCGGUGGUUCCUCCGAAACCAGCACCCAAACCACCAAGCCGUGUUAAAGCCCCUGAUAACUCGGGAGAGGGAAGGUUUCGCAAUGGGGAAGCUAGGCUCUCAGGGUCAAGCAGUCAUAGGAGUUACAGUGGAACUUCUAGCGAUGAUGGGAUGUUUGAAGAUACAAACAUUCAGGUCGCAUCGGGAGACAUCGCCGGGAAGAGUGGUGCAGUCGCGUCCCUGAGACAGCGCUUUAACACCAACCAAACUGACGACACUCCUCCCAGGCCACCUCCACGUGAACUAACAGAAAACAAAGUAAGCUCGUUUCCAGGAGUCAGGCUCAGGAGACGUGAACAAACAAACGGGAUGAACGAAAACUUUUACGCCUCUGAACCGGACAACAAUAAUGCCUUCACCCCAAACCUGAAAUUCAGCUCUACCACCCUCCAAAACCUCGAGCAGCACAUGCCCCGCCGAGUGCGUCGCUCCGUCGGUGAGGACCGCAUCAAGAGAAGAAACUCCAGCGAUGCCAGCGACUCCGACACCGAUGUUGCCAAAACUCACACCGAACGUGUCUGGAGCACAUCUAGCCGUGCCUCAGAGGGGGACAGUUCUUCGGACGAGACUGUCGGCUCCAAUCGUCUGUCAACAUCCAGUACAGAGAGGAGCUCUUACUCAGAAACUCAGAGCAGUAGCGGUUACAAAUCUCCGCCACGAUCACUGUACGACCUACCUGAGGACCAGACUAACAGCACCAGUAGCCGUCAAGCCCAACCACCAUCUUCAGAAGACCUUCACAGCAUGGAUCAUAGACCUCCCCCUUUGCCCCCUCGAGUCGCAGCAGACUCCACCACCUCCACCCACCGUAAGGCCCCCGAUAGACCCCCAUCAGGAGGCAGCGAUGCCCAUUGGACACGCCCACCUGAAGCCGCGGGGCACAAUGGCGAUAUCCCCCACAGUGCUGUCCCCCCGCCUCGCCCGCUACGGUACGACAUCUACGACCGGCUGCCGCGGAGCAGGACGGUCGAUAUGGGCGAGCAUGAACUCGACUGCCAGAAGCGAGCCAGUCAGUCGGACUAUGAUGUGUUACCCGUACGGAGACCCGUUUGGAAUCAAAACAAGAGCUUUUCUGUGGAUGGAGCGGAUAUUGGUGAUGACUAUAUGUAUGGCUCGGCGGCCACUAUUAGACAAUUGCUGAGACAGAAUAAUGUAUCUAAUAAUGAAAAUGUGAAUAAUAAUCAUGACGAGGUUGUCAGUGAUGCUGAUAACUUGGAAGAUAUGCCGGAAACGUCGCCCCCUCCUGUCCCCACUUCCCGUAAAUCAUUCCUUGAUAGCACACAUGGUGAAAACUCUUCAGUGCAACUCUCAGGAAAGUCGGACACUAGUGUAUCACAAGUGCAGAGAUAUUCAAUACGUGAACCUGAGUAUGUCAUGAUGAAACCACAAUCGGAUCAGGAUGUGAAACGUGAGUACACACAGCUUUCUUCAGCGAACCCUAAAAGUGACUAUGCUGUUCCGAUAAAUCACAAAUAUACUAGCCAAAACAAUAGUGCCAGUCCCAUUCAAAAUAAUGCUGCCAAGACUCCCAACCUUUCAGACAAGGACAAAGCUUUUUAUUUGUUAAUGCAUCCUACACGUUCAUCCAAACAAAGCAACAGUUCUAGCCAAAAGUUCAUCAGGACAAAGAGUGCCCAUCUGGUUAGGAGACCUGCAUUCCUGAGAGCUCCAAGGACUCCAGAGCAGCGACGCGGAACGGUCUCUGCUUCGACCAGACGAACGGAUGAGGAUGGAUCGUCCAGUCUGCCCAGGAGUGACCGGUCAGCUGGAGAUGGCCAUAGGAUGAGGCGUUCCAGGAGCUCUGAUGAUAUACUGAAGGACGGUGACUGGACAAUGCCCCAAGAAGCAGAAAGUCUUCAAGACCUUCUAGCCAGGGCUUACAUCUCACCAAGUGACCGUCGCUCUACAAAAGACCCAAGGAGUGGAUACCUCAUACCUCCAGCCGCCAGGCGCAAACUUCCAUCAUCAGAUGCAUCCCAAGUUACCCCCAGUACCCCUCCCCCAUCAACUCACUCCAGCCAUCAGACUCCGCCCUCAUCUGGUUACCAUGGCGAGGCCGCGUAUCUCGACAUGUCACAGAACUCACUAGAGAGGAAAAAGAAAAAGGAACAGGAGAAAGGUAGUUUGAACUGGAUUGAUCCAGUUCAAGGUAGCUCAGAAUGGUCAUCCCCUUCCUCGUCCCCAUCGACGAGAGAUAAUGCAAAGUCAGUCUCACCCAGUGGGAACCGGUUAUCUCAUCCUCCAGCAUCCAGCUCAAACCAGACCAGAUCAGUUCCAGCCAGCGGGAACCGGUUAUCGCAUCCACCAGCAUCAAGCGCAAACCAGUCCCAAGCAGUUUCAUCCAGUGGGGACCGGUUUUCUCAUCCACCAGCAUCCAGCUUAAACCAGAUCAAAGCAGUUCCAUCCAACCAGGCAGCACCGCAAAUAAUGUCCAGAUAUGUCUUUUAUGAUCCAAACGAUGAUGAGGUAGAUCUAUGAUACAUGGACGAUAUUUGAACGAACUUCUGCAUAAUUAUUCAAAAUGUUGGCAAAAUAGGAGCUAAAAUUCAUAUUGGACAAUUAUUUAUCCUGAUUACUUGAAUAAUAGGGGAUUUAUGUUUUUUCUGAUAUUCUAAUUUAUUUAUUUAAAUGCAUUUUUGGGUCAAAUAUAAUACCUACCGGUGUCUUUAUGUUUUUGUAUUUUCAAUACCCCAUUUCCAGGGAUGUAGUUGAGGCUGAGAGUUCCGAGUGUCGAUGCUGCUGCUAAAAAUUUCUCUCAUAGAUUUUGUACAGAGACCAAGGCAGACAAAUUUUGCCUCAAGACUGGCUUAUCGCCCUCGACUCCUUCCCUGGUAAUUCAAUUUCAGUCUUGAAUAUAAUUCUAAGAUAAUUCUUUUUAAAAUAGCUCGCAAAAGUUCUUAGAAUUAUAUUUCUAAUAAUCCCACAUUGUAUGUAAAGGAACGGCCUUAUCAUUUUAUUUGCACCUCUCUUCUCAUGUUUGCGCUCGCUGUGUACAAAAUCAGUGGGAAUGGAACGAUGUCAAGAGCACUGACAAAAUAAACAACAAUGAGUGGACUGGUGACUUAUUUCAAGAUGCUGAAAGGACAAGAAAAGUCAAUCAAAUAUUAAAGAAGUGAAGAAACAUUCCUUUGGUAUAUAUCUCAAUGUUUCCAAAACUACAUUGAACAACUCCAUAGUUUCACAGAAUGUGAAUUUGAAUCUCAUUUAUAUAUUAAUAAAAAGUAUUAAUAAAAUCAGUGUGGAAUUGGAGCACGAUAUGGCUCAGUUUUUCCCCUUCUAUCAUGUAUUUCCUCUUUCUAGAGCCCUAUUUUGUUUCUUGUCGUGACAUUGCUGUUUACACUAAGAUUAUUCUUCUGAGGGUCGCUUCUGUUAAAAAAAAAAGGAAUUGAGAAGCUGUUCACUGUUCAGUCGAGCAGAUUUUUGCAACAUUGGAACAAUGUGUAUAGGUACUAAUAUUAGUACAGGUUUUUCAAGUGAGUAAACAAGGUUUACAUCACAUAACAUCAAUGGGCUGGCUGAACCAUGUAGGCUUAUCAUAUAAAGAUUGAAAACAAAAUUCAAUAUAGCUCAGAGCAUCAGAGGUGAAGUUCUAUAAGUAACUUUGAAAAAGUCAAAUAGAAGUUGACUCUAUUUUAGAAUUAUGGCAAUGACGGCAACUUCAUGUUGUCUGAAAACAAUCUCCUAGUUCCUGUAGAGAUUAACUCUUUCUUAGCAAAAGAAGGUUACCACUCGGCCUUAACAAUAAGAUAAACCUUAUUUAGCUGUCCCUAGCAUUUUUAAGAUUUGAGAUACAAGGUCCAUACAGCCCUACAACAAUGUGUUUUGCACUAGUCAGACCAUUAUUAUUACAUAUAAACUGGGUUCCAAAAGAAACUUAUCAAGCUUCACAAGCGCGCAACACAAAUUCCACUAAGCUCAAACGAACAAAAUUUUGACACAGGCUACCUUUGAUAAUCUUCACUAAGCACAUGUCAAUAAUUAAGAGAUUGGUUUCAUCACAAAGAGGCUGUAGCCCCUCAAAUCAAUUGGUUCUGGAAUCCAAAGUCACAAAAUGGCAAAAGAAAAACCAUUGAAAAUGAGAUGGAAUUGAACCAAAUGGUAAUUCUUUGCUUGACUGCUAUUGGGUCUAUUUCCUGCAUUAUGCUUCUUUGACCUCAAUAGGUGUAUUUGAAAUGUUAAUUUCAACUUCCUGUAAAUUCUUAGUUAUUGAGGCAAUCAAUUAAACAUGCUGAAGGUCAAACUGGUAACUUUGCCCUUAUCCAUCUUAUUUUCAUUUCCUUUCUUUUGCCAUUUUGUGACUUUGGAUUCCGGAACCAAUUGAUUUGAGGGGCUACAGCUUCUUCGUGAUUAAACCAUAUCUCUUGAUUAUUGACAUGUGCUUAGUAAAGAUUAUUGAAGCUAGCCUGUGUCAAAAUUAUGUUCUUUUUGACUGAGUGGAAUUUGUGUAGUGCACUUGUGAAGUUUGAUAAGUUUCUUUUGGAACCCAGUUUAGAUGUAAAGCAGUUUUUGUUUUCUAUUGUCCUACCUCAAAGUAACUUUAGAAUUAAAGAAAGAAAUCAGCUUACUAGCCAUUCAUAUUUGAUUCUGAGAGAGCCUGCCACACAUCAUAGUUUAUUCUAAAGAUGGUAAUCUUAACCUUGGUAAUUGAAUUUUAUGUGAUAAUUAUUUAAUAUAUGGAAUCACAAUUAUAAGGGUAUAUAUUUUAGAUCUGCUGCAUUGUUGUUAUGUUGGGGGAAAUAGACUGUUAAAUGUUUUAAUGUAGUAAUGUAUUUCAUUUUGAGCAAUUUGUGGUGACCAUCGUUCAGGAGAAUCAGAAUAAUUUGAUCAAACUCGCCUUUUCCAGCAUUUCAUUGCAGUCUAUACCCUCUAAAUGUUGAUUCUAAUAAUAAAAAAAUGGCUACUCAAAUUCAUCCGUUGUUGGAAAAAAUCUUUUCUUGAAAGCAGCUCUGCAUAUUAAAAACAUAGUUACAACUUCUGGCUGUGCUGAACAAGUUGAACAAAUUCCUUUUUAAGGAAGUAUUUAAAAUAUUUUGCAUUUUCAUAUUCUAAAGAUCCCCUGGGUUUCCCAUACCGUUCUUUCACACAGUAAACAAAUUGUAAUUUGAAUGUUGAUUCCAGUAAAAAAAUAAGACUAAUGACAAAUUUUUAGCAAAUGUGAAACCAAACUUAAACCUGAAUAUAAUCAUGAACGCUAAUCACAAUCACAAAUUCAAAUUCUAUUUUGGAAGUGAAUUCCAGUUCCAUUCCAUUCAAAUCACAGUUUUGGAGUGAGCGUGUAAAAGGUAUGAUGAUUCUCAAGACGAAUUGCAAGGUACACGUGUGAAAAAUUCCCUUUGUCAGCCUGCUGUUACGAAGUAAGCUAAACUACAUAUUUUCCACCACUCUUACUACAGACCCUCUCUGACCUUUAUUUUUCUUCAUAAAUUGAUUUAAAAAUGGCUUCCUUCCUUUGACACUGAAUGAAAGCAUCAGUCAAUAAUAGGGUAUCUUCAAGUUUGACAGAAGACAGUAAAAAUAUUUGAUAACUUAACCAAAUGAUUUUGAUUGAAAGAAUAUUUGCAACCAAAAUGUUUUUGUGUCAUCCAAAAACCUUAUGGUUCUAAAUAUAUUUCUUUACAUAUUCUCAAACAGUAUUGCUGUUUGCAUUUUUUUUUUGUAUUUGUUUUGUUUCCAUUUUAAGUCUUUUCCAGUGCGACAUGUAAUUUAUAUACUGCCAUCUUUUGAAACUUGCUAUUUUCUUCCAUAUUAAACAAAAAUCGGCAGCAUCUUAUACCUUUGAGAAACGUAGUCGUAUCUGCUACUUGACAGCUACUUUGGAUUAUUUGUAUUAAUUAUUAUGUAUUAUAUUUGUAAAUAUCUACAAAUAUAAACAGAAAUGUACAUAAUUUUAUAUAUUUGAUAAAACCAAGUAGCGUUCAUUGUAAAUUGACAUGAACAGAUAUUAGGCAUUUUAAAAGUUGCAUGUUUGCAUAAUACUCAUGUUCCCCCUAAUACUAAUAUUGCUUUUUCCAGUUAUUAUGCCUUGUUUAAAAAGAUGUGCUCAUACUUUGUAUUUAUAGUAAUAUUGCUUUGUACAAACCUACAAGGGUGGUUCUUAUUGUGACUUGUAAGUGUAUAUUUUUACUUCUAAUUCUGUAUUCAACUAUUAUUUGAUGACCAAUUAUUAUGCAAACAAAACUACUGCUAUAUACUCCCUUUAUCAUGCCAUGAUAAUUAUUAUUUCUUUGUUCUUUGAGAAUGUAUUGUUAAUGUGAACGGUUUAUAAUUCAGAUUGUUCUUUUGUGACCAUCGUGAUGAAAUGCAUGUUGCAAAAGUGAACAAAGGUAUGGAUUGUGAGAGUGACUCGGAAAUAAAGUCAUGACACAGAUUUAUAGAAAAAAUGGA